Molecule: messenger RNA, 664 nt
Organism: Brassica napus (rape)
Lineage: Eukaryota; Viridiplantae; Streptophyta; Magnoliopsida; Brassicales; Brassicaceae
Product: small polypeptide DEVIL 13-like
Exons: 1
Coding region: 177-512 (111 amino acids)
Biological process (GO): negative regulation of cell population proliferation
Source: RefSeq, a predicted model, not a curated record
UAUAAGCAAAGUGACACUAUCACUCUCUCUACUUCUCUCUCUCUCUCUCUGAAUCACUCUCUUUUUGAUUUGAAUCACCACAAACUCAUAAUCAAAUACACAAGAAACACACAAAAAAAUUCGACCAGUUCAUCUGAAUCUGAGUCCAAAACUCCCUGCAGAAGCACACAAUAUUCAUGGAGGAGAAGUGGAAGCUGUCGAAGAAAGAGACAACAACUUCUUCUUCCUCUAAGUCAAAGUUCUCAAGAAGCUUCUCAACAAGUGCUUCAUCUGCUAAAUCUCCACUAUUCGCAAGGAGUUCCUCUACUAAAUGCUCUGUUCCCUUAUCCUCAUCUUCUUCAUCUUCAAUCUCUAGAAGCUUCUCAAGAAAAGAGAGAAAAUCGUCUUCCUCUCCAUCUUCUUCUAUCACUCGAAAAUACAGCAGCUUGGCUAAGGAACAAAAGGCAAGGUUUUACAUCAUGAGAAGGUGUGUGGCUAUGCUUGUUUGUUGGCAUAAACAUGGAGAUUCUUAAUUAGAUCUUCCUUUCAUUGUUACUUGUAAUUAGAUCAGUAUGAUUAUUCCAUACAAGUUCAUUGUAAGAAGAAAUUUUUGUUUUAAAAAAAUAGGGUUUCAAUGCCCAUUGUUCCGUAACAUAACAUUUUCCUUAAUUACCUAUCUUUCGUA